AUGGCAGAAAGAUUUGCAAGCGAGAAGAAUCAGAUGCUUCCAGCUCUUUCGAGAGAAACAACACAUGGCAAGGCAUCUAACAUCAGAGCCAGGCCAACACAGAAAAAUACGUCUUCGGGGAUCAAACUCCCAUCAUGUCCUAAUAAUCGGAUCCCAAUGCUUACCACAAAACCCUCGGAAAAGGUGAAUUUCAUUAGAGCACCCCCAGCAGAACAAUUUGUGAACGUUCCUUCUGGAGUGAAAUUUCCAGUGAGUCCUAAACAACCUGUCCAGUUCUGUACCACCAAGCUCUCGGAAAAGCUUUAUAAGCCAAGUCCAUCAUUUGACCUUGAGGAUCCAUAUUGUCGUUUGAUGAGGACAACCUACAAUAACCUGCAUGACCCAUGCUUAAAAGAAUAUUACCAGAGUAAAAUCCCUCGACAACGGAUACGUCAGCAGGGAUUUAUCACCAGCGAUGAUAAGGUUGUUUGCUCUUUAAAAGACUAUAACGAGUACAGGGAGUACCUCUCAAGCAUUCAUAGAAAGAAAAUGAAAAAAAAGUUAGAGAAACAAGAUAGAGAAAAUUCGUCUUCGACCAAUGAUAAUCCCAAGCGCUUCAUCGAUUAUGUGUUCCUAAGGUGGAAAGGCGAUAACCAGUUCAUCUCAAACAUGAUGGAGACCAUCAACAGGGCACCUACACCGGUCAAAAUAACGAUGACAGCCAGCCAAGAGAAUGUACAAACUGCAUGA
This is a messenger RNA of Pelobates fuscus (common spadefoot toad), 729 nucleotides long. RefSeq lists its product as uncharacterized. The record is from RefSeq and is a predicted model, not a curated record. Lineage: Eukaryota; Metazoa; Chordata; Amphibia; Anura; Pelobatidae. The coding region runs from base 1 to 729 and encodes 242 amino acids. The transcript has 7 exons.